Messenger RNA from Harpia harpyja (harpy eagle), 5921 nucleotides. RefSeq names its product adhesion G protein-coupled receptor G2 (gene ADGRG2). The record is from RefSeq and is a predicted model, not a curated record. Lineage: Eukaryota; Metazoa; Chordata; Aves; Accipitriformes; Accipitridae. Gene Ontology annotation, molecular function: G protein-coupled receptor activity. The transcript has 28 exons. Gene Ontology annotation, biological process: cell surface receptor signaling pathway; adenylate cyclase-activating G protein-coupled receptor signaling pathway. Gene Ontology annotation, cellular component: membrane. The coding region runs from base 163 to 4197 and encodes 1344 amino acids.
CGGGCCGGGCCGGGCUGGGCGGUCUCCCGGGGCCAGGUGAGCCGGUGCUCGGCUCGCGGGGGCAGGGGCGGCCGGAGGCGGCGGGCUCUCCAGGGCCAGGAGGGAUCGGCAACGCAACGCGGGCUGCGAAGGCGGGAGUCGCCCCGCGCUGCCGGGCUGAGGAUGGUUGCCUGGGGAAAACAGCACUGCUGUGUUGGCAGAAUACAGGACAUUUUCUUGAGAUUCAGGAUUGUUCUAGCAGUCCUUUUACUUCAUUUGUUCCUGGCUACAGCAGGCAAAGAUCAGGAGGAUUUCCUAGGACAAUAUAAAGCCAUCUUUAAGACUCCAUGUGAAGAUCCUUGGAUUAUGUCACCAAGAAUUUCUCUGCAUCCCUUGAAGGAGUUCAUUGUCUGUGUGCACCUCAAGCUAUAUUCCUCAAAUAGUUCCUGGACAGCAUAUGUAUACAAUCAAGAAACACCUCACAUCAAUCUCUCUGGAAAUAAGUAUGAUCUUGGACUUACAGGAGAUCAUGGUAAAUUGAGGAUAUGGUUGUUUGGAAAUCAAAUAAAUACAACAGCAAGACUUCAUGAAAACACUUGGAACCAAAUAUGUAUCCAGUGGAAAAGUGAAGAUGAGGAGAUGAAGCUAUUCAUAAAUGGAACAAAAAAAGUAAACAAAAAACUAACUGGGAAACUUACUUUCCCUGGAAAAGGGCAGUUCUUACUUGGCUGUUCAAAGCUGCCAGGUACAGCUACGUCACCUAACCUGGGUAUGACCGGGGAGCUGUACAUGUUCAGAAUGUGGGAUAAAGCAAAUAUAAAGCAAUCUCAGGACUGUGAAGAUAGUGGUGUUAUACGCUGGAGAAAGGAGGAUUGGGUCUAUAAUAAGACAGUAGAAGAGGAUAACUCUUUGCCAUGUGUUGAAACUGCUGCUAUGUUGCCUGGCAGAAAACUGGUGUUCUCUGAAAAUUCAAGAGAAUCAGCUGCAACAACCAUUUCUGAUAUGACUUCAGAGGAGACUACACAAACUGCAGAAGCUCUCAACAUCACUGAUUAUUACUCCACCAUAACACCAGAAAUUAUAGCAGGAGAAACUAUUUUAUGCAACAUAACACCUGUCUGUAAUUUUUCAGUGUUCUAUGUGGGCAAGGUAAAACUUCAGGCAAGUGAAGAAAGUAACACGUCACUAAAUGUAGAAAUAAUUAAUAACAUAACCAUCAACAAUCAAGUAACAAAAUUACUUGCAAUUCCAGCACCUACCCCACAAGAAUUGAGAAUUUCAGAGUUCAACAAAACCUUGCAAGCAGUAAGUGAGUCCUCUGUUAUGGAAUGCAGUGCAGAAAACCAGAGUAUACACUGCAAUUUCAUAAUGAAGCUGGCUGAGAGAGAGAAUAUAAGCACUUUAACAGACGAAGCAGAAAUAAGCCAAAUUAAACAGUGCUGCUGUUCAUCACUGAAGUAUUGUUCCUUGACUGCUGAAGAAUUACAAAUGUAUACUAUACAAGUGCCACCUCAUUCUAUAUGGGUUCCUUUCCCUCGUUCUCCUUCUCUCCCUAAAAAGACUUCCCCCAAAUCUAAUACUUUUAUUUCCCCUACUAUGCUUUCUACCAAACAAAGCCCCACAAUUAGACCACUGAUCCCACCAUUCACAGAAAUUUCUUUUUCUGGAACUCUCUCCCCAUCUCCCACUACCAACCUUCUCUCUGAAAGUUCUACCACAUCUGCUACUGAAACUUCUGUGUCUUCUACCAGUGUUACCACUACACUUUCCUCUUCUGAGUCUCUUGCUCAACCUACCAUGCCAACUUUUUCUUCCAUAGCUUCUAAUAAACCUGUCACUAUUUCCAUGCCUGCAACAAAAUCUGUCACUAAUGCUGCUUUCUCAAUUAAAUCUGAUGCCGCAUAUCUUAGCAAGCCUGUUACAAUAAUUUCUCCUUCUGUAGGUUUCACUAAACAUUCUGCAGUUUCCUCUUCUGAGCUUCCCCCCAAACCUUCAAUAGCAAUUCCCCCCUUUGAGACUACCACCAAAUCUGUUGCACAAAUUCAUCCUGCUACAGAUUCCACCCAACCUAUUUCUGGCAACAAAAACGUUACUACAGCACCUAUUCUUCCCCUUACUCCUUUCACAAUAACUUUGACCCCUACUGUUAGUCCUAUCAACCAGUCUGUCUCAGCUUCUCAUCCUCAUUCUACUGCUGAUGGCCAUGGUAGCCUGCCUAAUGGGAGCACAGGAAAGAUACUGUCAGCUACCACAUACACAACUUCUGUAUAUACCACCAUUAGUAUCACCACAGCUGAGCAAAUCGUGUCCAAAAUAGAAAAUGAUUUAGCAGCUGGAACAGUAGAGCCAAAAGAUGUAGAAAGGAUGGUUAGUGAGGUUAGCAAAGUCCUGACUGCUUCCCAACCAUUACCACCCCGAAUUUCUAACAGAAUUAUAAAACUGGUGGAUUAUAUUGGCUUAAAACUGAACUUUUCAGCAACCUCUGUUGAUUUUGCCUCCCCUUCCUUGGCUCUGGCAGUUGUCAAAACCAAUAGCAUCCACUCCAAUCAAAUGUCUUUUGCUGUCCAGGACUCAGCUGAUCUCCAGAUCUCUCUAGGCAUUAAUGCAAUUCAUGAUUUAAAUCAUCUCGGAUCAAUUACACUUCCUUCAUCAUUGCUGACAAAUUUACCCCCUGAAGAGUUGGAUGUGGCUUCUAGAAUUAUAUUCAACUUCUUUAAAAAGACCACUGUGUUCCAGGAUCUGUCCCUGAAGAAUGCAUCUUUAAUCAGCAAUGUUAUAUCAUCAAGUGUUGCUAACCUCACAAUUAGCAACUUAAAGGCAAAUGUUACUGUCACUUUACAGAAUAUCAAACCUAAUCAGGAUAAUUCAACAGUUAGAUGUGUUUUUUGGGACUUUAAUAAAAAUGGUGGACAUGGAGGCUGGUCAUGCGAAGGUUGCAUAGUUAAAGAAAGUAGAGUAAAUGAAACAGUCUGUUCGUGCAACCACCUCACAAGCUUUGCAGUUUUGAUGAACUUGUAUGGAAAUACUCCGUUGAAUCCCACACAAGAAUUGGUACUGACUUUUAUAUCCUAUAUAGGCUGUGGCCUCUCUGCAAUCUUUCUUUCUAUUACUCUUGUGACCUACAUAGCCUUUGAGAAAAUCCGGAGAGACUACCCUUCCAAAAUCCUAAUUCAGCUGUGUUCUGCAUUACUUCUACUCAACUUAGUUUUCCUCCUUGACUCAUGGAUUGCACUGUAUGAUACACGAGGCCUGUGCAUUGCAGUUGCAGUAUUUCUUCACUAUUUCCUCUUGGUUUCUUUCACCUGGAUGGGCCUAGAAGCUUUCCACAUGUAUCUGGCACUUGUGAAAGUCUUUAAUACCUAUGUACGGAAAUACAUUCUUAAAUUUUGCGUUGUUGGUUGGGGGUUACCAGCAGUAGUUGUGUCCAUUGUGUUGGCAGUAUCACCAGAUAAUUAUGGACUUAUAACCACUGGAAAGGUUUCAGUAAAUAGACCUGAUGAAUUCUGCUGGAUUAAAAAUAGAAUUGUCUUCUAUAUUACUGCUGUGGGAUACUUUUGCCUGAUAUUCCUGAUCAAUAUCAGCAUGUUCAUCGUCGUGCUGAUCCAGCUCUGUCGUAUCAAAAAGAAAAAACAACUUGGUGCUCAAAGAAAAACCAGUAUUCAAGACCUUAGGAGUGUUGCUGGCCUCACAUUCUUGUUGGGAAUUACUUGGGGAUUUGCUUUCUUCACAGUAAAUGAGGUAUUUACUUACCUCUUUACCAUUUUCAACACUUUGCAAGGGUUCUUCAUUUUUAUCUUCUAUUGUGUAGCAAAGGAGAAUGUCCGUAAACAGUGGAGAAGAUAUCUCUGUUGUGGGAAAUUCAGGCUGGCUGAAAACUCUGACUGGAGUCGAACUGCUACUAAUGGUUUAAAGAAGCAGACUGUAAAUCAAGGAGUAUCCAGUUCUUCCAAUUCCUUACAAUCGAACAGUAACUCCACUAACUCUACAACUCUGCUAAUGAAUAAUGAUUAUUCAGUGCACGCGAAUGGAAAUGGCCAUCUUUCCAGUGAGAAGAAUGGUGUUUCUUUCAGUGUACAGAAUGGUGAUGUGUGUCUCCAUGACUUUUCAGGCAAACAACUUGUAUUUCAAGAAAAGGACGAUACAGGCAGCCAAAAAAGCCAUAUCUCGCUCAGAAGGACUUCAAAGAGGGGAAGCCUAACUUUUAUUGAGAAAAUGUGAUUUCCUUUUAAACAGCACAUUGUUUUACAGUGUGAAGUAGAGAUUUACUUUAACAGUUUUACAUAAUGUGAGCAGACCAAGAACUGAUUUUAUUUAAUAUAUGGUACUGGAACUUCAAGGCAGCCAUGCAAUGGAUUGACAAGGACAAUUAUUUAAAAAAAAAAAAAAAAAAAAAAAAGCAAGCUACUAUUUUGACAAAGUAUCUUGGUUGUCAAAUUACAGCUGGCACAUUUCCAUUUUGAUUCUUCAUUAGAGGGUUUUUUGAGGUUAUUUUUUACAUUUUAAGGAAAGUUUUGUUUAGACUUUUUUCAUUACAACUAAGUUUAUCUGGAUAUAAUGCAUAGUAGUAUUGUAUAAAUGUAGGAAGUUACAACUUGUGCGUACAAAUGAUGUUACCUGUAAAAAUGUUAAGCUACACUGUCUUCAACUUUUUGUAUGUUGUAGUAGCAAACUAUAGUGAUGUACAUAAACAAAAAUAUCAACCUUUAAGCAUCCUAAUGAUACUUUUAUAUUUAUUUCCUGUAAUAUAAAUAUUCCUAUGUAUAGAAAAAUAAUUGGUAUUUUGUUUUAACUUUUAUUGUAAGUUUGCAUUUUUCUCUAAUUGAGAUAAUUAACUUUAACAUAGAAUGAUAUGGAAGUUAAUUUGUUCAGUAAGUGAAGUCACUUAGAGUGGUUUAAGUAUAUUCACUUAAGUACAGACCUGUAAAUACAAACACUAUCGGUCUUGAACCUUUAGCAACCUCUUAGUACACCACAGAGGGAUAGAAACUGGGUAUCAUCAAAGUAGAGUGCCAUGAAUGAGGGAGUGAUAAAUAAAGUAGUCAGUAGAUUAUUAAAUACAACUAAGUUAUGUUAGUGGCUAGAGUAAAUCAAUGGGAGCUUUUGCCAUUGAUUUCAACAGGGUCGUUAUUUUAUCUUGAGUGGUGGUUCCAGAGAUGAAACACACUGCCAUUUCUCAGUUGCAAUGAUAAAGAAAAGUAAAGGAGUGUUAUUUUUUGAAGAAAAAAUAGAGAGAAUAAAUGCUAGCUGCUAUACUUAGUAGCUGAGAAAUUGUUUGUUUCACUGUGUGGCUGUUUUUUAAGGGCAGCUCUUGAGCUAUUCUAAUGAGUAUUUCUGCUUGUACUUUGGCCCUUGGUUGGCAAGCCAAAUCCUGAGGCCCUAGCUCAGUAAUUCCUGAAGCAAAAUUCCAUUCUCUUUGUGGUGUUUGUCUGAAAAAGCUGGAUUUUGGCUCUUCAUGCACAACAGCUGAAAGCCCAUACAACGUUGUGAAGAUUCUUGCUGAACCCUGGUUGUGCCUCUUCUUCCUCACGUAGGUGUGCAGCUGUGGCCAUCACUUUUUUUCCCUUGUGUUUUUGGGCAAAGGUUGGACGCUCCUGGAGCAGGAGCUAGGACAAACUGGCGCUGCACUGUGGAGUGCCAGACCCUGUAAGGGGGUGCAUGCAACACAUGGGUUCUUUUGGUCACCUAUGUCCAAGACUACUCUGAAUAUGCUUUUAAAGUGAGAAUUCAAAGUAUUUGUUGUCUUUAUCCACAAGGUUUUAACUGCAUGUUAAUAAAAGACCGUACUGGAAUGCUAGUAGCUGGAAUGCAUUUCUGUGAAUGCUUUAACGUUUGGCUAAUUGCCUUUGCACUGUUUCUUGUAAAUUUAUUUAAUGUUCUUGUAUUUAUAUUUUCAACUGUAAAAAAAGUAAUAAAUUUACAGCAAGUACAACAUGUAAAAUAUA